GUUGUAAUAAAUUGGCUAAUCGCGCUUGUUACUCCGUCAAGGCCACUUGGCACGGUUAAUGAACAUAAAUUUGACCAUUUUCUGACAGAAAUUGAAUUUGUUCAUUAUGGAAAGUAACUCUGAUCUGGAAGAAGUUCAAAUUAACGUCAAUGGAACAAACCGUCCUCAUGCUAAAUCGAUAGAACAGAAUUUUUCUAGUUCAAUACCGAAUCAUUCUCUUUCUUGCACAGAAGCUCCCGCCGUGUCACUUGAAACACCAAAUGAUUUGUCUAAGUCACCUACCAUUCUGUCAAGCUCUACUGUAACUAAGAAAGAAAUUCCGUCUGAUUACGUUUUUGGGUCAAAUAUUUCAUCACGUGUUGUGAAUGCUGAUGUGUCGAAAGGUGCCUCGGUUAAUUUAUGGACAUCAACAUCUACAAGUCAUGAUUCCGCCUCGUGUGUUUUUACCACACUGGCUAAAGCAGUUACUGCUUCUCAAGCAAACUUUAAGGAUUCGAAAAAUCUGGAAGAUUCCGCGAAGGAAGUAGCUGAGGAUAAGCGGAAGGAAACAUUAUCUUUAGCAGAAGUCGACCUAGUUACUGGUGAAGAAGGGGAAAUUCCAAUCAUUCGACAACACUGUCGAGCUCAUAUUUUCGAUGCUAAUAAGCAGAAGUGGAAUAAUAUUGGGGCUGUUCAUUUCCAUUUAAAUGAUAUUCCCAACGACAGUGUGCAAGGGAACAACAAUAAUUCCUCCAGGUCCCGGAUAGUAGUGCGUUUAGUGUCUACACGCAGAUUGUUGAUUAAUACUCUUAUUUGGUCUCAAAUGCCUGCCGCUCUAGUUGACUCACGAACUUUGAGGAUAGGUGCAAUUAAUGAGGAAGGACAUAUCAAAAAUUAUCUUUUUGGAUUUCCACCGGAUGAGUCGGCUUCCAAAAUAUUUGAAAUGAUAAGUUUUAGAAAGUCAAACGCUACUACUCUCCCGUAUGAAAUUUAUCAUGACAUAGCACCUGUUUCAAACAAAGAUAAGGUGGCUGGUUGUAAGCGUCAGUUAGAAAUUCAAGCCAAAGCAGAUGUAGAUUGCUCACUUCAUGUGCCCCCGAAAAUAGCCAAUACUAAUAUCCUUUCACCUACACCAAGUGUGGUUGUAUUUCCAAAGACUAAUAUAUUUAGACCAUCGGUAUUCGCUCCAGUUUGUAAAGAUUCGUCCAAUAAUUCAUCGAACCCAAAUCACUCUUGUCAUGUGGGAGAACUACAGUUUCGAAAUUCACCGUUGGAUAACGUUGUUAAACGUCUCUGCGAAAGCAGUCAAUCUGGUAGUUCUGAAUCUUCUACACUUCCAUGUAAUAACAAAAUAACUGAACCCCCGAAAUUGUCAUCGGGUGUAAAUUCUCAGAAUAUGCCUAUCAGUUCGGUUUCAAGUAAUCAAUGUGCCGAUUUCAUAUUCGGCCAUAACGUUUCGGAACGCGUCACAAAUGCUUCUUUAUCUACAGUCGUUAACCGUGAUAUCUCUGGCAAGGAUCUUCCAGUCGAGUCUUCAGAGUCAAACGACCACGGUUUAUCUCCAGAAAACGAAGAGAGUAUAGAUGCUUCUGAGACUGGUGAGCAUUGUACUGUUCUGCCUAGUAAGCGAACACUAGAAGAAUCUGCCGCUGCAGUAACUGCCGAGAUGCUCGAAAAGUCGACUUAUCUCUUAGCUAAUCUUCCAGAAUCUCCUAUUCUCACCGGGGAAGAAGGAGAAUACCUUACUGUAAAAGCUUACUGUCAUUUUUAUUGUUUUGAUCGUCACAAACAUGAGUGGGUUGGUCGUGGACAGGCUUACAUUCACUUGAAUGAUGUUGCAAUGAAAUCUUCAUCGUUGCCUAGUCAAGUCUCCCCUUUUCCGUCUGGGCCGCCUGCACGGUCUCGUUUAGUAAUCCGCACGUGCCAGACUUUGAAACUUUUGGCCAAUGUUCCUAUCUGGUCCGGUCUGAACGUUGCUAUGGCUGAUGAACGCUCUAUUCGUCUGACUACAGUUUGUCAUCCGUCAGAAACUUUAAAUGAUUCUCAAAAUAAGCUUCUAUAAACAGGACAUAAUUACAAUGUGGAUAAGUCCUAGACCGUUGGACCACUUUCAUAACUGUAAGUUGUAAGGAACCGCUAUUAUGGAAAGCAUUUUUUGUGUGUAAUCGUACUAAUGUAUUAUAUCUAUUCACGUAGUUGACCAUGUUUGCUUUUCCUUUUGUCUGCAUAGCCUUCAUGUUCUAUAGAUUCAGUUGUUACAAAACCAGAAUUUUGUGCUUAUCUACUUGUUAUGCAUUCACAUAAAGAAGCUGACCGUCUUUUUCAAGCUCUUAAUUCGCGUAUAAACACUUUUACUAGUCGUUUAAACGCUAAACCUACAUAUCUUCACGAAACAAAUAGUGCAUCCAACAGUCCUGGUGAUUUUUCUUCUAUUCAUUCCCGUACACAUGGUCAUCUUGAGGAAGGUGAUGACUCUCCUAGUAUUAGUAAAGUUGAUGACGAAACCCUACGACCAUACAUGAAAUUAGAAAUUGACGAACCUCCGACAGAUGCGAACUCUCAAUCUAUGGGUUUCACACCACCUGACAAUUCGAAUUGAUCUGUCAAGAGAAAAUUACAAGAUUUUUGAUCACAUCCUAAUGUAUUUUAAUAACCUUUCUUCAAGUAAUCCCGUUGUGAAAAAAGUGCUAUGAUCUAUAAAAUAUUACAUGUAUCGUUCAUAUGUAUACGUACAUUUAUAAAGUUUCCUCCUAUUAUAUACACAUACAUGUCUAUUUAUUAUGUUGAUACCAUACAAUCUUGAAUAUCAAGGUUUUGUUUGUUAUUUCAACUUAUUCGUCCAAUACACUAGUUAACUCUGUGUUUUAAUAUUAGAAACUAGUAAACAAAUAACCAAUCAAGUAUUUAUUUCUGUUCGUUUUUACUUUUUCAGAAUUAAUUUAUUCACUCACUAUAUUGUUGAAUGUUUCGGAGAUUUUUUUAAAUAGUUGUAGCUACAACAUGAACACAGAUAUAUUUGUAAGAAAAAAAGGGUAAAAGCACAGCAAUUUAGCAUUUUUCUUGUUUUGUUUUACUUUAUGCCUAUUUGCUUAUUAUUCCACAAUAGAGAGUUGGAAUAUUCAUUGGUAGAGAAUAUUGAACACUUGAUUGUUCCUGCUUUAGAUUGAUUGCCUGAAUCCAUUAAACUUUUAGUUUUGUUACUCGUAUUAUGUCAUAAUAGCUCCAUUUCUCAUAGUGUACUUUGUUUCUAAGUCGAUUUUAUAUUUUUCUCAUGAAACUUCUGUUUGUAUUUUGUGCAAUUGUCCUCGAUCAGAUGUUCAAAGAAGUAGCAGUAGCUUAGAGUACUGGUAGUUUUUCGUUAGCUAAAUGUUAGGAAAUAACCCAUUUGCUUAUAAUUAUAUAUAUACACGGAUACUCUUCUAUAUUGCUAAAUACCAGCGUUUUUUAUAGACAAAUAAAAUAUUUAGCUCUUAUUAUACAACAUUUAUUCACUAGAAUAACAGUAAAUAAUUAAGGAUUCCUUUACUUCCUAACAACACUGAACUUAGUCAAUAAACAAAUUUUUCUCCAAAACACCGUCUUUAAUAUUUUAAACUAACUGGUGACUACCACUGAAGUUGAUAAGUUUGGAGUGAUCAGGCAUAUGGAUUUAAGAAAUAAGACCGUUUUCCCAUGAAUUUAUGUGUAUAAUAUGUAGUUUCUGACGUGCAGUGACUUGGUUGUUAAGGUAAUUGACUUUCUAUCUUUAUCUAACAGAUGCCAAACAUGGCUUAUCAAUUUCUGUUUCAGCAUCUGGUUAGUAUCAUGAGUUCUUCCAUAUAAGAGGCGUGGCUCAAAUCCGGGUACAUGAAACUGUCCUUGGUAUGUCCUGAUAAAACUGGGAUCUAGACUGGAUGAGUCGUAUGAAGUCGGGCGUUAGAUAAUUGACUUACCGGUGAUAAAUAGGUAACCUAUGUGUGAUGUUAAUUGACUAUCUAGAUUGCAGUACAUUACUUUAUCACCAUAAUUCGUCCAUCGAUUGAACGAUUUAUUAUUUUGUAAUCCUUGUGCUCAAAUUGCCUAUAUGUUAGUUGAAUUGAUAUGUUUUUUACGACCUCUACGCAUUACGAUUAGUUAUCUGAUUGAAAAAGUUCGUAUAUGCUUACCGAUCAUUAGUGACAGUCUGUCGAGCAACAGCGAGAACGAAUUUGAUGUAUUCACAAGCUAUAAGUCAAAAAGAAAUCAUUUACGUAAUUCUAAGGAAUUUAUAUCUGGGUAGUGCAACCGUUGUCGAAAUACAUUUGAAUAUACAUGGUUCAAACUUCAAGGCACUUCAGGAAUUCCCCAUAUUUUCUACAUGAUGCUCGAUACCUCAGAAAUAAAAUGGUUCCUAAUUCUAGAAAUUUGAUGUAUAGCUUCACAGCUGAAAUUCUAAGGAAUCGAUCUCAUUUCUAAUCAUCAGAGUCAAUAAAAGUCUUGAAAAUAUUUUUAAACCAAUGUCUUAUGUUACACUAGGCGUUAAAGCGGAUAUGAAGCCAAUCGUGUGGAUCCUUAUUAACAGUGGAUUGCAUGCUGUUGGUUUAAAAGGCUCCAUCAAUGACGAGAAAAGCGUAGAAAAUGAUCCUUAUAUUUCUCAAUAAAUAGGAUCCGACGAAUAAUAUGCUAACUGGGGACUUAAAUACAUAGGUCAGUUGUCUAAGCACAGAGUCGUUUGGGUAACAAAUGGAGGUUCGUUAUCCGCAAGUUUAAUAAUGGGUAAGGCCCGGGACUUCGUGCAGAUUACUACCCUUUCCUGGUCAGUACCAACUUUCGACAUAAUGAUUACUUGUUUCUUGCAUACCAUCCUCCCUCUGCUAUACAAGCCUGCACUAAAAUUGAUUACAUUCCUAUUAGCUGUUAGUGGCUUGGUUGUAUUCAGGACUGGCGUUUCUUUUUGAGUAUCUAUCAGGGUUCUGAUGAUGCCUAUGUAAGGGCGAAAUCUAUUUUAUAUUUUGGUGGCAAAGAAAUUUCCUUUCCUAAAAGAACUGAUAAAAGUAAACUGACUACAAUGUCCGCUACAUUCAAAUAUAAAUCCGAGCAAGAUUUAAAGCUAGUCGAUAGCCAACUGAAAAGCGCACAUGAACGCUGGAUUAAUGUCUCCAUAAAAGUGAGGAUUAAGACCACCCACAACUUCACUAAACGUCCCACAUGCCAAAUGGACCUAUUAGGGCUCCCCCAACUCCUUGAGUUAUGGUGGUUUAAUUCAGCAAACCAUGAGUUUGUUUCCAUAAAUAACUCAUAGGACUCCCCAAGACUUUCGUAAUAACUGUGAAACCUGUUAGUCGAAGGGUUGUAUCUAGUUGGGAGCAGCAUUUACGCCUCUCCUGCUUCUGGGGAUUGCUUCAACUAAUUUGAGACAUUGGUAGCAAGAACCCUAGCGUCAUUGAAACAUAACGCCGGUUCGUAACCUCGAACUCGUAUAGUGCAUUUUUAUAGUUCUACGGAUUUUGCUGAAAUAAAUUUUUCUAAGCUGGGUAGUUUACUCAUGAGGUUUUCGUUGUCUUUUCAGACGAUACAAUUCAGAGAGAAGUGAGCCAUAAGAAUUUCUCCAUAAAUGGCUAGCAAUUUGUUCCAUCAAUCUUGAAGCUAAGUAACUGGUUGUUGACGCUUGUUCUGCCAUUGUUUGAACAUAUAUUUUCAUUGUCUUCCUCUUUGCCUUUAUGCUUGUUUAUGAUUUUUCAAGUUAGCUGGUAACUUGAGUUUAUUUCACCAUGCUUAUUGAUUACUGACUGAUCUAGGUGCUGAGCUUCUGUAGAUCAUUUGGUUUCCUCUGUGCAAUAUUUUGAGGUUUUUUCAGUAGAAUAUAUGUCCACAGUUACCAAUGUAUAUUAAUAUUGGCGCUUUAACGCCUGUAAUGUUUUUCGCGAUUGGAACAGUUCAUUUUACAGAUAGUAUCUGGCUUACCUUCUUUUGUUGUUUCGUCUCUUUGCACGGAAUCAGUUGAAGGGAUGUCACUGCUUAUGAUUGACACCUGUUCCUACUGACCUCAAUAAUCAGGUCGAAAUUUCUGAUAUCCUUCAGUGUAUCUUCACUCUUUUCAUACAAUUGAUUUUGUGAGUUGUUGCCAUUUUAGUUAACGAUUUCUGUGUCGGUUGGUUUUCAGUACGCUUUAGCCCCUAGUUUCUCAGUAUUGAUUCUAGUGUUCAACACAUUCAAGUAUAAUAGUUUGUUACUUAAUUCUUUCUUCAAUGUGAACUUUGUGUUAUCGAAGGCGUUGUCGAUAAAAUUGUAGACAUUCCUCCAACAUCUCAUAAUCACAUAGGCAUAACACGGAGUGAAAGUGAGUAAAUAUUCUAGCUUCUGAAGUGUUCAGUAUGCAGGUAACCUUUUGUCAGAUGAAUAGCCGAAGUUUUCGGAAAAAAUCGGUAGGCAGAGAUUGUUUAAUUAUCUGGGAAUCAUUUGACUGUCGUCCGCAAUUUUUAAAAGAGGCGAAGUAAGCUAUGUGAUAAUUAUAUGGGUUGAUCUGCUACUUAUUGCCUUUAAACUAUUGAAUUCUUAACACUCCAUAAGUUCAAAACUUGUGACAAGCGAAUUCACUAAAAAAGGCAGGUUCUAUUCCAUUUUAUGGAUUCUCUAAUCUUAUCCUCAUUCUCCAACAAAUCCUAGGACAUUACCACACAUACUGGAUGCUAACAACCGUCGUGUUCCCUGAUUUUAGCACCCUAUCUCAUUUGUUGGGAACGAUUGUGCCCUUGGACACCCUAUC
Molecule: messenger RNA, 6703 nt
Organism: Schistosoma spindalis
Lineage: Eukaryota; Metazoa; Platyhelminthes; Trematoda; Strigeidida; Schistosomatidae
Source: the annotation of a GenBank genome assembly